Molecule: messenger RNA, 2898 nt
Organism: Dreissena polymorpha
Lineage: Eukaryota; Metazoa; Mollusca; Bivalvia; Myida; Dreissenidae
Product: minor histocompatibility antigen H13-like
Exons: 10
Coding region: 96-1232 (378 amino acids)
Biological process (GO): membrane protein proteolysis
Cellular component (GO): lumenal side of endoplasmic reticulum membrane; cytoplasmic side of endoplasmic reticulum membrane; membrane
Molecular function (GO): aspartic endopeptidase activity, intramembrane cleaving
Source: RefSeq, a predicted model, not a curated record
CAGUGUGCUUCAGGCGAUUAUGUCGUUGAUAUAAAUGAAAUACGCGUCUGAACGAUAACGAACACUUUCGGUGCAAACAGUCAAUAGUUGUCAACAUGGCAGAUACUGUAACGGACGUGCCGGUAGUAAAUGAAACAUUUAAUGGAACAGCCGAAAAUGGAACUGCAAAAAUACCCGCUACACCAGAGGGGAUGUUGGUGGCGUACUCAAGUUUGGUUAUCAUGGCUCUGAUACCGAUUUUCUUUGGAGCCUUCCGUUCUGUGAGGUACCAUAAGGAGCAAAAGGAGUCUGGCGAGAAACCAGAGACAAUGACCAGAAAAGAUGCCGCAAUGUUCCCCAUCAUUGCCAGUUGUACCCUCUUUGGAAUAUAUGUUGUCUUCCAGUUAUUCUCAAAGGAGUAUAUCAACAUGUUACUUGCUGUAUACUUUUUCUUCCUUGGGGUUCUGGCUUUGGCACACAUUGCCAGUCCUAUUCUUAACCCACUGAUCCCGCCCCUGUUCCCCAAUCAGGAGUACCACCUGAUCUUCACAGAGGGACCUGCAGACAAGAAGGAAGAAGUGGUGAACUGGAAGUUUGAUCGCAAGGACCUGCUGGUGAUUGCAUUGGCUGGAAUCGUUGGAUUGUGGUACCUUAUGAAGAAGCACUGGAUUGCCAACAACCUGUUUGGGCUGGCGUUUGCCCUCAAUGGUGUGGAGUUCCUCUCCCUGAACAGCAUCAGCACUGGCUGCAUCCUGCUGGGUGGUCUCUUCAUCUACGACGUCUUCUGGGUGUUUGGCACCAAUGUCAUGGUCACUGUGGCCAAGUCCUUUGAGGCUCCAAUCAAAUUGGUAUUCCCACAAGACCUUCUGGAGAAGGGACUGGCUGCCAACAACUUUGCCAUGUUGGGCCUGGGGGACAUCGUCAUCCCUGGCAUCUUUAUAGCCCUACUGCUCAGAUUUGACAUCAGUCAGAAGAAGGAGAGCCGUGUGUAUUUCUACGCCAGUUUCAUCGCCUACUUUCUAGGUCUCCUCCUCACCAUAGUCAUCAUGCAUUUCUUCAAGCAUGCACAGCCAGCUCUGCUGUACCUUGUACCUGCCUGUAUAGGAGCACCAGUGCUAGUUGCCCUCGUACGAGGAGAAAUCAAAGCCCUCUUCAAAUAUGAAGAUCAUCCGGAAGAAAAGAAGGAAGAAGAAAAGUCUGAGGAGAAAAAGGAAGCAGCCCCAGCAAAGAAGCAAUCAAAGAAAGAAAAAUAGAAGAAAUUGGUGCUGGGUUAAUUAGUGUGUUAACAAUUUCAAAUUAAUAAGUCAUGUCUAGGUGAUGUGUUUUUUUAAUGUUUAAAUGUAUGUUGCUGAGAAGUUCAUUUGGUUUAUCAUACUUUAAAAUCACAACUUGAAGUCCAGAAAAUACAGUUUUAUUGUUAAUCUGUAGGAAUAAAAUUUUAACUGUUCCCGGUUGCACAAAUGUACGAAUGAUUACGUGCCAUGAAAUUCGUUGUAGCAAUAAUUUGCUACAAUGUCUAGACAUAUGUACGUUAUAGACUGCAUUUCUUCUUUUAAGGUAGAAACCUUACCAACUUCUUCAUCAUUGCUCAUAGUAGUUAUGAUUGAAAUUGCUGAAAUAUUCCUUCAGUCUAGUCACUUGCUGUACACUGGUGGACUAUAGUUUACUGGAGGGGGAUCUCUCAUAAAGAAACUCAUGACUUUGCCUUAAUGUGAUACAAAAAUGACUCAAGUGAAGUAUGUUGUAGACUUGUAUAACUAUCACUGAAAACCAUGAGUGAAGAUUCAAGUUAAGUGAUGUUUGCAUUUAGCUGAUGUUAGAAAAUAGUGAGUGAAAAGUUUGUGUCAAUUUAAAACAUAAAACAUUAACCAUCUGUUACCAGUAUUUAUUAUUAUUAUUAUUAGAGCCUAUACGUCAUGCGAAGAAGUUUGUGGUAUGAGUAUUUUGAAGGUCUUAAGUUUGUUUGAAUACUGUGAAAAGUGUAUGGGAAAAAAAGUUUUGUAUGGAAUAUACUCCAUCAGACUUUUAUAGAUAAGCUUGAUGAGUAAGUCACUCUUAAAAGAAUGUCAUUUAAAAGAUAUAUUUUUUAUUAUGAAUGUGGACGUGUUCAAGAUGUCUUUUUAACAUUCUGAAUUCUUUAUUUAAGGGUUUUAUUAUAGGUGUAUUAAAAUUUUGUUCUUUUUUUUGUAAGUAUCAUUCAUUGUCAGUUUGUCUUUAUUAUUUUUGACUUGCUUAGAAUGAAAUUUGUCAAUGAUAUUAAUUAAGAUGGCUUAUGCGAUUUGUAAAUGAGUUGUUUUCUUCUCAAUAUAAUAUAAUAAAUACGUUUGUGUAUUUGUAUUUUAGUUCAUUCUGCGUAGUGACUUGCGAACUUAAAAACAUGUCAGAUAUUGGCGUUAACAAAAAAUGACAAAAACAUCUACUCAGGCAAUAUUUCUUCUAAAACUUGGUAAGGUUUUAUUGAAGUUUUAUUAUUUGUAUCUUGUUUUACUCUGGACCAUACUCCUCUCAUCAGCAUUUUAAUACCGGUAGAUUGUUAUUGUUUUUAUUUUUCAUUUUUUCCCUUAUUAUAUAAAAGUUAUGUUGUAAAUAUUAUUACCUAUUCAUCUUAAAAAUAUGCCAUAACUAGGUCCAUCAUUAGUUUUAUUAACUGUUUCACUUAAAGAUAGAUAUAAUUGUAUUGUCAAUAUUAGUUAAGUGUGUGCUUAUUGAACCAAACGUUUUUUAACAGUAGUAUUGUUUUGGUUCAAGGUAGUGAUUUUUAUCAAUUUUCAAACCAUUAAAAUUAACGUUAUUUUGUUUUCGUUAUACAAGAUUUUGAUGUAUUAUUUAAAUAAAACCAAAUAAUGUUCUUUUCACAAUGCCUUGUUACCUUGUAUAUUUAAUGAAGACUGAAUUUAUUUCUGAAGAUUAAAGUAUAUA